Messenger RNA from Lachancea fermentati, 2202 nucleotides. NCBI's taxonomy places the organism in Eukaryota, Fungi, Ascomycota, Saccharomycetes, Saccharomycetales, Saccharomycetaceae. The record is from the annotation of a GenBank genome assembly.
AUGUUAAGAUGUUUUGGUAAUGCGCUGUUGUUGGCGCUACUGCUGAGUACACGGUUGGUCAAGGCAGUUUACAACGACGAAGCCUAUACAAUUGACUGGCAAAGGGAAAAUAUUGGCGACUACCAAUGGGUGACAGAAGUUGAUGAUAAUACGUUAUUGGUUGUUUCUUCAUUUGACGAAACUUCUUUGCUUUGCUGGCUUAACAAGUCUAAUGGAGAAAUUUUGUCCAGACAGCCAAUCAACUACAAAGCAGUCAGUUUGGUGGCAACCAAUGAUUCUCAAAUAGUACUCAAGAGUGAAAGGGGCGAGUUACAAGCAUUUGAACUCAAGCACGGAUUCGAUUUAGGUCCAGUCUUAGCAGAAUCCAUUCAAUCCAACUUUGUUGAGGAUUUUUCCACUAUUUCGAUUCAAGAUAAAGAGCUCAAAAUGACUGAUAAAGAGCACGGUGAUGCAAAGAUCUUGAUUAAGGAUCUACCUACAGAUACUAUGUUUGUCAAAUUUUACAAAAAUGCUAACGAAUCAAUCGAGCUUCUGUUGGGUACUCCUUCUUCUCAAUACUACUACUAUGAGCUUGAGAAUAAUACCUUAUCUCAAAAGUGGGCGAGAGAUGAGUCAUUAACAGAUGUCCAAGCCUACACUUAUGCCUCAGUUAAUGAUGACUCGGCUGCUAAAAUUCUAUCAGAAUUAAAUGACGAAAAGAAGCUUGAUUUUUGGCAAGCAUAUUUGUUUAGAGUUCAACACAAUUAUCGCAGAUUAAAAGGGGCUCUUAUUGAGAGAAGGUUUUCCGUGGGUAGCUUUGUAAAAGAUCUAAUUGCUGAUGAUGAUGAGCAUGCGGUGAGGCAAAGAGAUAUUAAAUUCGGCCUUUUGAAGUAUCUGAUAAUUGCGACUAGGAAAGGAAAAAUUGCCGCUUUGAAUAGUAUCACCGGAGAAAAGGUGUGGGAGUUCGAGUCAGGAUUCAAUGACAUUAUAAGAUUGGACUCUUUGAAGAAUAAUAGCGAGUUGGUUGUUUUUACCAAAUCUGGUCCUUCCCUAGUGUUGGACACCUCUCAUAUAGGUGCAGUGCCUUCCAUCAAGCGCAAUCAGGUUGUAGUUCCCAGCACAGAUAUAGAAAGACUUGGUGAUAGUGAUGACUUCUAUGUCAGAACUGAGCAAGGCUUUCGUGUUAUUCUGAGGGGAGACGGUGAGAUCCAUAAUAAUGAAACUUACCUUUUAGAUCAUGACAAGCAUGGCUUGAAUGCAUUCAUAAUCGAGAAAGGAGACUUGAAGGAAAGUUGGAAGUUGGAUCUCAAACCUAAUGAAGAAAUAAUUGCUUUUGCCGCAAGGGAUAGAGAUCCCUCAGUCAGUUUAGGAAAUAUUCUGGGCAACAGAACUGUGCUAUACAAAUAUUUGUAUCCACAUCUCGCGAGUUACGCUAUUGCUGAUAGAUCAGUGGGCUCUCUUUCAGUACAUUUAGUUGACACGAUUACUGGAGAACUUCUUUACACCUCUUACCACGAAGACGGAGUAAAUUUUAACCUUCCAGUUAAUAUAUUGUUCGGGGAAUACUGGUUUAUCUAUACGUAUUUCAGUUCAGAACCUAUUCCCGAGCAAAAGAUAUCAGUUGUUGAGCUUUAUGAAUCCUUAGAACCCAACACACGCGUUUCCAACUCAUCAGAGGUGGCAAGCGCAUUAUCGAACACCAUGAAACCGCAAAUAGUUACAAAGGCCUAUUUUUAUCCUGAGGUUAUCAAGAAUAUGGUAUUGUCAAAGACCAAAUUUGGAAUCACCACAAAGGCCAUUAUUUUGGAGCUAGAAAAUGGACAAAUUACUUACUUGCCAAAAUACUUGCUAAGCGCAAGAAGACGCGAGGAAUCCCAAAUGAGUAAUGAUGACAAGAAGGAGUUUAUGGCAGCGCCAUAUCUUUCUGGCAUUCCAAUUAACGAUCAUGCGAUAAUUUCGCAUUAUAGAAGUUUAUUAAUGGGUUCCAAUUCAAUGCUUUUUUCUAUUCCAACAAAUCUAGAAUCCACAAGCAUUGUUUGUAACUUUGGGCAUGAUAUAUUCUGUACAAGAAUCUCACCUUCCUCUCAAUUCGACAAAUUGAGUCCAAGCUUCGAAAAGGGUAAGUUGAUCAGUACUAUUUUGGGUUUAUUAUUCUUGUGCUACUUUAUCAGACCUUUAGUUGAUACUAAAAAGUUGAAGUCGCAAUGGCAUGUCAAAGGAUAA